Molecule: messenger RNA, 1107 nt
Organism: Miscanthus lutarioriparius
Lineage: Eukaryota; Viridiplantae; Streptophyta; Magnoliopsida; Poales; Poaceae
Source: the annotation of a GenBank genome assembly
AUGGCUGAAGCAGCAGCCAUGCGAGCUGUGCUUGAGGCGCCCGGCGUUAAGGGCCUGGAGGUGCUCCGCCUCCCGUGCGACGACGAUACUAACGAGAAGGACGCCGUCACUGAUCUUAUCCGCCGCAUUGUUGUCACGGCAGAUCCUCCAGUGACGAGCGCGUUCAGCGUGCUAAACCUCGGCAAGGUGGUCGAGCUGUUCGCGGCGUGGCGGCGUGGGCUCAAGGGUGUGCCGCCGUACUACGCCGUCAAGUGCAACACCAACCCGGCGCUGCUCGGAGCCCUGGCCGCUCUCGGCGCGGGCUUCGACUGCGCCAGCCCUGCCGAGAUGGACGCCGUGCUCGCGCUAGGCGUCACCGCUGACCGCAUCAUCUACGCGCCCAUGCAAGCCCGGGCAGAGCACGCCGCGAGCGUCGGCGUUAACCUCACCACCUUCGACUCGAGCGUCGGGGGCGUCGCGUUCCACGUCGGGAGCGCCGUGUCCCGCGUGGGCGUCUACGACGCUGCCGUGGAGGCGGCCCGCGCGGUGUUCGACGCCGCCGCCGCGCGCGGCACGCCACCCAUGCGCAUCCUGGACAUCGGCGGGGGCUUCAAGGCCGGCACCGCCUCCACGUUCCAGGACGCGUGCGACGUGAUAAACUCCGCGCUGACGCACCACUUUGGGGACGUCCCCGGCCUCCAGGUGAUUGGCGAGCCAGGGCGCUAUUUCGCCGAGACGCCGUUCACGCUCGCCGCGCGCGUCUUCGGGAAGCGCACGCGCGGCGAGGUGCGCGAGUACUGGAUCGACGACGGCUUCUUCGGCACGCUGUGCUGCGUCCACGUCGAGAACUACGUGCCACGCCCUGUGCCAGUGUCGAGUCGCGCUGCCGCCGGCGACGGCGACGGCGACGGAGGCGGUGAGAGUGAUGAGACACACCCGUCGACGGUGUUCGGUCCCACGUGCGACUCGUUGGACGUGGUGGUGAAGGGUUACCAUCUGCCGGAGCUACGCAUCGGGGACUGGCUCGUGUUCCACGAGGUCGGCGCCUACACCACCGUGCUGAGCUGCAACUUCAAUGGCUUUUCCGCGUCCGACAUGAAGACCUACCUCGUCUACUCCUCUGUCUAG